AUGUUUGAAUCAGCUGAUGGUCUUUUUGGUACUUACAUCACUGAAAAAUGGCUUAUUGAUGAGCUGUCUUCACUCCAUAAUACUAAGUUUUCCAAUGCCAGAUUCAAGCGAAUAGGUGAGAAUGAGGGUUCCUUUUCGCGAAUAUGUCUGAUGGAGUCUGAUAGCAGUGGAAGUUUACCAAGGAAGAUAAUUAUUCCCACAUGUCUUACAUAUGUGGAAAAUCGUAAACGUCGAGGAUGGACACAGGGCGAUUACACAUAUGUUAAGUAUCUUCUAAAACAGUACCACAAUACUGAAACACUAUUCUAUCAAUAUGCCCGUGAUGUUCCUGGAGUUCCUCACACAUUCCUAUCCUAUGCUUUGGACAAAGAUGACCGUGGUAUCAUUUGUAUGGAAUACUUCGAAGGAUGUAAUACGUUACCUGUCUACGAAGAGUUAGGCGUUGAACAGAUGAAGUCGAUGACCCAUUUUGGAAAUCCUGUUGAAGAUUUGCUGCGGCUAUUCUGCAUUGGACUCAGCUAUAAAAGUAGAAAGGAACACACCACCGUAUUGCUACAGUACUACCUCGGCACUAUCACCUCGCUAUUGCCAGAAAUGAAGAAUGUUGUGACAUUAGAGCAGCUGGAGUUAUGGUAUGAAGAAAUUUUUCCCGUUGCUGGCUUAUGGACCAUUGUCAGUUUAUAUGCUUCCUAUGAAGCAGCCGUAUCGCAAUUACCUGAAGACCAUACAAGGACAAAAUCAGUCCAAGAGAAGAUACACGGCGUUGCUUCGGACAUUCUGGAGAAAUCGAUAAAUCGAUAA
Messenger RNA from Cylicocyclus nassatus, 801 nucleotides. The record is from the annotation of a GenBank genome assembly. Lineage: Eukaryota; Metazoa; Nematoda; Chromadorea; Rhabditida; Strongylidae.